AUGCUCUUCCGAUGCUCGGAUCGGAUCGGACGCAGUUGGCUGCUUGCCAUCUUGCUUGCUCGUCCAAGAGCCUGUCCGGAGAGCCAGUGGGGAAGCCCGCCUCACCAGGACGAUUCUCCAGCGCCCCGACACGCAAUGGGGCCAGGGACAGGGCGUAACCUGAUGGCGGUGAUGCUGGCAUGCUGUGCCUGCUGCUCCAGCGCUUGGAUGUGUCGAUCCCUAUCAUCUCUCCCACGUCUGCGACCCUCCGCCACCUGCCUCCGUCCAUCUGUGGCUCGUAGGAGUGCGCUGCUGUCGGUGCAGGCAAGUUCCGAUGGCAGCUCGCAAGGUGUGUGGAGGGAGGGGUCGGUGGAGCCAGGAUGCGUGCUCGUGGCGUCUCCCGAGGAAGUGGAUCACUUCUUCCGCCAUGCUGUCGUCCUGCUGCUCGAACAUUCCGAUGGCGGAUCCAAGGGAGUCGUUCUCGAGAUGGCGACGGCGUUCAUGCUGCAGGAAAUGGCUCCAGCAGCGUUCCUGGAGCAUCCUCUGGGAGAGAACUCCCUGUUCAGAGGAGGAAGCAGCGGGAACGACAAGGUGAUCAUGCUGCACGCCCUCGAAGACGUGCAGACCUCGAAGCCGAUCGGGAGACAUGGGGUGUUUGCGGGGGGCAUGCAAGAAGUGAAGGAGCUUGUCUCGGAAGGAAGAGCAUCGAGUGAUCAAGUCAAAUUCUUUUUUAACCAUUGCGAGUGGCUGCCGGGGCAGCUCGAGCGAGAGAUCGAGCAGAAGACUUGGAGGGUCGGCUUCAUCCCUCCCCAGCUCUGCAUGCGGCAGGUCUCCUCGCAGAGUGAGAGGAUCAAGAUGGUCGAGGGCCCUCGCUUCGACUCCACUAAGAACGAGCUGAGCCAGAGCCGAAAGUUGUUCUUUGAGCUUCUGCUCCAGCGUAUUCUCGAUUUCCGCAAGGAGAAUGACGUGGAAGGCGUCCUGGCGUUGCUAGAUGCAGGAGCUGAAGUGUACGAGAGGAAGGGAGCAGCGAAAAUCAAGAGCGUCUUACAGGAAAAAUGGUCCCAGAAGCCCUCGGUCGCCAUGGAACUGAAGGGCGUGGAGUUGCAGGGAGGAACUUCAGUCAGCGUCAAGUACACACUGCGAGCGGACGGCGGAGCUCAGGAAGCCUUCAGAUCAGACGAGGAGGUCAUCUUCUCCUCCUCAGGCCUGAUCAGGAGCAUCCGAGCGCACGGCUGA
This is a messenger RNA of Guillardia theta CCMP2712, 1215 nucleotides long. RefSeq lists its product as hypothetical. Bases 1 to 1215 code for a protein of 404 amino acids. The transcript has 8 exons. The record is from RefSeq and is a predicted model, not a curated record. Lineage: Eukaryota; Cryptophyceae; Pyrenomonadales; Geminigeraceae.